UCAGCAACCAUGAUCCAUUUCGCAUUACCCAUGGAUUUCAGAUUCCUUCCAAUAUUCCUGAUGAUGGCUGCAGUUACCAUCACAUUUUCGGCGCCUGUACAAGAAGAAACAGCUCCUGCACCAGUGAUUGUUGAAGUCUACAAUCCAUAUAACUUCGGAUAUGAGUUUGGAGACGGCUUUGGAAUGACCCAGCAUAAGCAUGAAUCUUCAGACAUCAACGGUGAAGUGAAAGGUAGUUAUGGCUAUACCGAUCCCAAUGGAUUGUACAGGAGUGUAGAGUACACAGCUGGCGUGGACGGAUAUAAAGCUAUAGUCCGGAGUAACGAGCCAGGACUUAGUAGCCAAGACACAGCAGACGUUACUUUCUUGGUGGAACCUCCUCCCCCUGAAGUCCUCGCUCAGCAGGUCUUUCCAAGUUCCUCCACUGAGACCUUUGUUACCGAAAUAUAA
Messenger RNA from Argiope bruennichi, 450 nucleotides. Its product is annotated as cuticle protein 10.9-like. Bases 10 to 450 code for a protein of 146 amino acids. Gene Ontology annotation, molecular function: structural constituent of chitin-based larval cuticle. NCBI's taxonomy places the organism in Eukaryota, Metazoa, Arthropoda, Arachnida, Araneae, Araneidae. The transcript has a single exon. Gene Ontology annotation, cellular component: chitin-based extracellular matrix. The record is from RefSeq and is a predicted model, not a curated record.